This is a messenger RNA of Engraulis encrasicolus (European anchovy), 1686 nucleotides long. RefSeq names its product actin related protein 2/3 complex, subunit 1A (gene arpc1a). The record is from RefSeq and is a predicted model, not a curated record. NCBI's taxonomy places the organism in Eukaryota, Metazoa, Chordata, Actinopteri, Clupeiformes, Engraulidae. Gene Ontology annotation, biological process: Arp2/3 complex-mediated actin nucleation. Gene Ontology annotation, molecular function: actin filament binding. The coding region runs from base 184 to 1296 and encodes 370 amino acids. Gene Ontology annotation, cellular component: Arp2/3 protein complex; actin cytoskeleton. The transcript is spliced from 10 exons.
CGGUCAAUGCAUAGACGUUGCCAUUUCCUGGAUUCCUUGACAGACCGAAACGUUAGCAAGCUAGCUGUCGGAGUGAAUUCGUGUCGACUGUCCAGAGUCCGCGAAUUCAAGUCCGUCCCCAUCCACAAGAGUAAGAGGAGAAGCUGAAACUUCAGUCGUGCAAAGACAUUUAAGCUGACCAACAUGUCGCUUCAUCAGUUUCUUUUGGAGCCCAUCACAUGUCACGCCUGGAAUCGGGACCGAACCCAAAUCGCCAUCAGCCCAAACAAUCAUGAAGUCCACAUAUACAAAAAGGCUGGAAACCAAUGGGUCAAAGCUCACGAAUUAAAAGAGCACAAUGGACACAUCACAGGCAUUGAUUGGGCCCCCAAAAGCGACCGGAUUGUUACUUGUGGUGCUGAUCGCAAUGCAUACGUGUGGAGCCAGAAAGAUGGUGUUUGGAAGCCUACUCUUGUCAUUCUCAGGAUCAACCGUGCUGCCACCUUCGUCAAGUGGUCUCCCCUGGAGAACAAGUUUGCUGUCGGCAGUGGAGCCCGCCUCAUAUCUGUUUGCUACUUUGAGUCUGAAAAUGACUGGUGGGUGAGCAAGCACAUCAAGAAGCCUAUCCGCUCCACUGUCCUCAGCCUCGACUGGCAUCCAAACAAUGUGCUUCUGGCCGCAGGAUCAUGUGACUUUAAGUGCAGGGUGUUCUCAGCCUACAUAAAGGAGGUAGACGAGAAACCUGCACCGACACCGUGGGGGUCCAAGAUGCCCUUUGGGCAGGUGAUGGUGGAGUUUGGGGGCAUGGGCAGUGGAGGGUGGGUCCACAGUGUCUCCUUCUCCGCCAGUGGAAACCGACUGGCCUGGGUGAGCCAUGACAGCACUGUGACAGUGGUGGACCCAACCAAAAGCUCAACACCAAGCCAACUGAAGACAGAAUUCCUUGCACUUCUAAGUGUGAUAUUUGUUUCUGAGAAUAACAUUGUGGCAGCGGGCCACGACUGCUGUCCAAUGCUGUUCAAUUUCGAUGACGGCGGCGCCCUGACCUUUAUUUCCAAGUUGGACAUUCCAAAGCAGAGCAUCCAGCGCAACAUCUCUGCCAUGGAGCGCUUCCGCAACAUGGACAAGAGAGCCACCACGGAGGACCGCAAUAGCACUCUGGAGACCCUGCACCAGAACAGCAUCACCCAAGUGUCUAUAUAUGAAGGAGACAAAAGAGAUUGUCGUAAAUUCUGCACUACAGGAAUCGAUGGCGCAAUGACCAUAUGGGAUUUCAAGACUCUGGAGUCAUCCAUCCAAGGACUGCGGAUCAUGUAAUCAACCUCACUCUGAUCACUAGCAUGACCCCAGCACAAGCAAUAUGGCUUGAACACUAACAAGGAGAUUUGAUAACACGCCUGAAAGUUUUUAACUGAAACACUACAAAAAUGAAGGCAAAAAGAAAUGGAGAGAAAAAAACAAAAACAAAGCAAAGCACUGAUCGGCGGUGUGAACUGACCUGUGAUAUUCACUCACUCCUGUCAAUGGGAAUACACUAAUGGAAAAAGGGUUUAGAGUCUUUGGUUUUUAAAAGUCCGAUGCCAAAGCUGGUGCCCAGCGGUGAUUGCGGCGCUCUGGGACCCCAGAGGAGCAAAAGAGUAGUUAACUUAAAAAGGAGAAUUUUAUGUAAAUGGUCUGCUAGAAAUAAAUGAAGUAUACUACACCACA